This is a messenger RNA of Scylla paramamosain (green mud crab), 12189 nucleotides long. Its product is annotated as ribitol-5-phosphate xylosyltransferase 1-like. Gene Ontology annotation, cellular component: Golgi apparatus. The transcript is spliced from 11 exons. Gene Ontology annotation, biological process: protein O-linked glycosylation via mannose. Bases 86 to 1522 code for a protein of 478 amino acids. NCBI's taxonomy places the organism in Eukaryota, Metazoa, Arthropoda, Malacostraca, Decapoda, Portunidae. The record is from RefSeq and is a predicted model, not a curated record. Gene Ontology annotation, molecular function: ribitol beta-1,4-xylosyltransferase activity.
GCUCAAGCUCAACCGAGGAAGGCGUAGAAGCCACAAGAAGAGGAGGAGGUAAAGUGUUGAUGUGUGGUGCUGCCAAUUCCUGAGUAUGGUGGAGCGCAGGGUGUCCGUCUCCCCAAAUAAAACCUUAGAUUAUUCCUCAAAGGAUGAAAACAAGAAAACCCAACGACCGAAAUCCAGGAUGAUCAGAAGUCCAGGGCAAGUCCUACGCAAGGUGCUGCUGUUUGUGUGCUUCAUCCAGGUGGUAGUGACUGUCUACCUUGCCUUCUGUAUCUACAACUCUGCCUUCUCCACUCUCAAAGGAAUAAAGAACCUACCAAAGCUAGAGGACAGACAACGCUACAUCCCACCCCAAAAGGAAGGCCAUCAAAAGUUGAUUUUAGAUUUUGAUAUAGGGAAGCAUGAAGCAGACAUUGUACUGGCGGAGCAGGAGAUGAGCCCCCAUGAGGGUCAGGAGGCUGUGGUGCAGCUGGGGGAUGGUGAAGGCUCUGGGAAACAGGUGAGGCUAAGGAGGCUACCUGUGGUGGAGCUGUGGAGCAAGGCAGCUAUAGGCAGCUACCUAUGGCACCACAUCCUGGAGGGCCCAGAGAGCCUGGAUGACAGCAUCCAGGGAGCCACUGUGGGGGAACUACAGAUGACUGCCUUCAUGCUCAGGUAUAGAUCAGGUCCUGGCAUCACCCCGGAGACUGUACCUGAAGAUGUGAGGAGCCUGGUGCUGGUGGUGAAUGGUCGCACUGAUGAGAAGGUGAAGGAGGCUCGGCUCUGGCUAGACCACCUACAGGCCCAGAAUGUACCACCAACCACCAUCCUUGUCAUGCUGGGCAAUGAGCAAUGUGACAAUGGAUGGGUGACAAGCUACCUGGCCCCUAAAGGAGUGGUGGUGGCAGUGCUGGUAACCUAUGAUGACCCACGAGUAGACCAGCACACCUUCCACCAGUGGCCUCUUGGGGUUGCUACUUACAGACAGUUUCCUCUCAUUAAGGAAGAGCAAAUUUCUCCUGAAGCUCCAAGGAAGUAUAUGUGCAACUUGAGAGCGACAAUUUAUCCUAACAGCAGCAGGUCGGAAUUGUACAAGUUUCUGAAAAACAGCACACUUACUUCCAGUCAGUGUCAUAUAAAAGUCAGGGAAAGUUGGGUGUCAAAUGAGAGUCCUGAUGCCAUGGAUGAAUAUGUACAGACACUCCUGGACUCAGACCUCACACUGUGCCCAGCUGGGAUGAACACAGAAACUUACAGGGUGUAUGAGGCAUUGGGAACAGGCAGCACUCCAGUGAUUGAGGCUGUGGUGACAAAUGGACACUGUGCGGCCAGUCCCUGGAGGCUGCUGAAGAGGCAUGACCCACCUGUCAUCUGGGUCAAGUCAUGGGAUAACCUAGGAAAAGUCCUUGCCAAAGAACGCAGAUACAGCAAGCAGUACAAAGCGCUGCGACGGCUGCGUGUGUUCCAGUGGUAUGAGUGGUUCAAGCUCAGAAUGAGAGACAGUUUUGUUUCCAUUGUCACAACAUCCCUCCUCCAGCCUGGCUAAUGUCAAUCAAGUCAAAGAGGCGUGGUAGGUAUCGCACACACUUUCCAGUUUCCAGGCACAGGGUUUUGAAAAUGGCAGUCAUGUUGGCAAGCUUUUUCCUCUGUUUUUAUCUGUGAUAAUGCACCAGCAUAACUAGUUGGUCAAGAGAUUACCUUGGUCACUGUGCUUACAGGGAACUGUAGGACAGAGAUCCACAAUCAUAUUGAAACCCCACUGCACUACUUAUGCUAAGGAACUCGCAUCUGCCUCCUCCCAAAGUUUAGAAUAGUAUAGUGUCUCUGAUAUUUGAAGGGCAGGAAAAUAUUUUUGAAUAUUCAUUUACUGGCUUUCAGUUUGAGGAGUAAUAUCAGACUGUUUUGAGCAGUUUGGUUUAUUUCUGCAUUGUUUCCUUUUAUCUAAUACAGAUGAACAUGCACAACUGCUAGGAAUAGAAAAAAGAGUUGCCAAAGAUAAGGGGCAGAACUGUAUGGUAGGUGCUUAUCUACUUGUUUACCAACAGUGGCAUCUUUUUUUUCACUUUGUAGUGUUAAGGUGUGAGGCUUAUACAGAUGAGCUUGAAACACAGAGAUGUGCUGAAUCAUUGACUCAUCACAGCUGGUGAAAUAACUCUGUAUGUCAUAUCUUUGAAUUGUUAUUGAUGGUAUUAUUCCUCAUGAAGAAAUCAGUAUUAUUUGAAUUUAUUCACCUUUGACAUGUAAGAGAUAUCCCACAGAAUCAAUUGUAAUGAUAAUAGUUAAUCUGGCUUAGAUUUUUUAUUUUUAUUUUUUAUUUAUUUUUUUAAAUGUAUUUUUUGGUGUGUGUGUGUGUGUGUGUGUGUGUGUGUGUGUGUGUGUGUAUUCACAGUAUUCACUGUAUUCACUAUACAGUCUGCUGCUGGUCUCUUUCAAGACAGCCAAUUAUGCCCCUGUGGAAAGAGCUCAGAGCUCAUACUGACCAAUCUUUGGGUUGAACCAAGGUCACACACACAACACACUGGGACAACAAAGUCACAACCCCGUGACUUACAUCCCGAACCUACUUACUGUAAGGUGAACAGGGGCUACAUGUGUAAGGAGACACACCCAAAUAAUCCCUGUCCUCCCAGGGGAUUGAACCCUGGCCCCUCGGUUGUGAGCCGAGUGCACUAACCACUACACUAGCAAACCGUGUGUGUGUGUGUGUGUGUGUGUGUGUGGGUUUACCUAGUUGUAUUGUACGGGGCACAAGCCAAACCUCAUUUUGUCCUGUCUCCAUAAUCAUAUUUAUCCAGUUUCUCUUUAAACGUGUACACUUUUUGCCACAGCUGCCUCUUCCUUCAAAUCAUUUCAGAUUUUAAUAGCUACAGGAAGCUGUAUUUCUUGAUGUUGCUCGAACAUCCACUCUUUAUUUUCUUCCCAUGCCCUCUCACCCAUCUUUCUCCUUCCAUCUGUGGUACCAAGUCAUUUCUGUCUAUUCUUUCUAUAUUGUUUACUAAUUUGUACAUUGUUAUCAGUUCUCUUUCUCUUCUCUCGUUGUGUUGGUAAUUCCAUCUCUUCAAGUCUUUCUUCAUAUCUUAAGUCUUUCAAUUCUGGUACCAUCUUUGUUGCUAUUUUCUGUAUUCUUUCAAAUUUCCAUAUAUCUUUUUUCUCUGUUGAACCCAGACUAUUGCUGCAAAUUCAGGUUUAGGUCCUAUCAUGCUUGUUAGAAUUUUUCAUCAUCAUUUCUUUAUCUAAAUAGUCAAAUGUCACCCUAAUAUUUAUUAACAAGCUGUAUGUAGAGCUGAAUAUUCCAUUUAUGUGCCUUUCAGGUGAUAGUGUGUCCUGGAUCAUUACUUCCAAAUCUUUUUCUUCAUUACUUUUCAUUAUUAUUUCUACUCCCAUUUUGUAAUUCCAUGAUGGUCUUUUUCUACUUUUUUCCUAUUUCCAACAUGUGGCAUUUUUUGGCAUUAAAUUCUAGUUUCCAUCUUUGACUCCAUGCAUGGAUCUUUUCAAUAUCCUUUUGUAACUCCUUGCAGUCAUUUUCAUUGUUUAUUAUUUUGAUUAUUUUUGCAUCAUCAGCAAAAAGGUUUAUAUAACUAUGUAGAUCCUCUGUCAUAUCAUUUACAUAUAUGUGAAACAUAAUAGGGGCCAGCAUAAAUCUUUGCAGUACCCGACUUGUCACUUCACUCCAACUUGAAAUAGUGUCUCCGAUUACAGUUCUCAUUUCCCUCCCUUGUAAAUAAUCAACCAUCCAUCUCUAUGUUGCUCUCUUUAGUUCUUCAUUCUCUAACUUCCACAUAAGACUUGUGGGGAACUUUAUCAAAUGCUUUUUUGAGAUCUAGGUAUACCACGUCAACCCAUCUGUCCCUCUCUUGCACUCCAUCUAUUACUCUCUCAUAAAAACUCGGUAGAUUUGUGACUCAGGAUCUCCCUUUCCUAAAUCCAAAUUGCUUUUCUGUAACUAUCUUUUCAUCUUCUAAAUAUUGCACCCAUCUAUCUUUAAUUACUGUUUCACAAAGCUUACUUACAAUACUUGUUAAUGACACUGCUUUGUAUUUCAAUGGUUUCAUUUUAUUUGCCCCUUUGUAUACUGGGACUAUUUUAGCUCUUUUCCAUUCCCUUGGUAUUUUUCCUUCUUUCAAUAAGCUGUUAAUUAUAUCAUAUAUGGGUUCCUCCAUUUGUUCUCUGCAUUCUUUUAAUAUCCAUCCAUUUACUUAAACUGGUCCCAUAGCUUUUCUAACAUCCAGCUCUUCCAGCAGUUUCUUGAUUUUUUUCUCUUUACUUAUAUCUCCUAUAUUCCUUCACCCUAUGAUACUACUUUUAGCAACAAAAAAUCAGUUUCCUUUGUAAACACAGAUUGAAAACUCUCAUUCUUUAGUUCAUUCAUCUCCUCAGUAGUUUCAUAAAUUCUUCAUUCUCUUUUUUAACUUGUUUAUGUCUUCCCUAUGUUUCAUUUUUCCAUUUACAUAUCUGUAGAAGAGUUUGGGCUCUUCCUUGCAUUUUCUUACCAUGUCACUUUCAAAAUUUCUUUCUUCUUCUCUUUUUAUUAUACCAUAUUCAUUUCUUGCCUUUCUGUAUUCUUCCCUAGUAUUUCUGUUCAGUUUUCUCAUAAUUUUCUUCCAUGCCCUGGCCUUUUUCUUUUUUUUUGCUUCUACACAUCUGGCAUUAUAGCAUUAAACUUGGCACAAACUGUUGCACCCCCCUCUUUAUACUUGCUCAAAAAUAUCUCAUAUUUUCUUGCACUAUUUUACCUUCAAAUAUCUCUUUCCAUUUCAUUUCUAAAUUGUUCUUUCCUGUCAGUGUUCAGACACUGUCAGAUGCCAGCUGCCAUCGUACCUGUUGAUAUCACUGACAGUGUUUACCUGUACACUACUCUCCCAUUUCACUCUUUUGGCCACUUCCCGAUUUAUGCUUCACUUCCCCUGCACUCACACAUAACACAAUUCCCUAUUAUGGAGACAGGACUCAAGCUCGGGCCCCCUGUACAGCCAAAACCUAGCUGUUUGGAUGCGUCCGAUCAGCUGAGCAACGUGGCUGUGUGUGCGUGAUUAACCCAUGGUCGUCUGCUAGUUACCCAGCCAGCCGUUCCCCUACAGAAAGAGCUCAGAGCUUAUAAUGAUCGAUCUUUGGGUAGGUCUAAGGCCACUGACGUACCACACACCGAGACAGAGAGGUCACAACCCCUCGGGUUACAUCCCGUACCUACUUGCUGCUAGAUGAACAGGGGCUACACAUUAAGAGGCUCGCCCAUUUGCCUCACAGCGCCUGGUAUUCAAACCCAGGCCUUCUUGUCUAUGAGCCGAGUGUGCUAACCACUACACUUCAUAGUGUGUGUGUGUGUGUGUGUGUGUGUGUGUGUGCGUGUGUGUAUUCUUACCAAAUUAUUCUUACUUAAUUGUAUUUUUACAGGAUUGUGUCAAGCUGGUAAUGUCCUGUCUUUUAAGGUUAAUUUGUCACAUUUAUCUUUAAAGUUAUGAAUGCUCAUCACAUGCACAACUUUGUCAGUCAAUGAAUUCUUUUGGCUGAUUGUUCUGUCAGGGAAACUAUUUCCUCAGACUGCUCUUUUUUCAGGGAAUUUGUUACUGUGUCCUCUUAGUUUUGAUUGUUAUGGUACCUUAAAUUCUGUGAUAUCAGUCUUUUCCUUCUAUACAUUUGUACAUCAUGAUCAUGUCACCUCUUUUUUGUCUCUCCUGUAGUCUUGGGAGCUUGUUUAUUAAGCCAUUCUUCAUAGCUAAGACCCUUCAAGCCUGGUAUCCAUUUUUUAGUUGCUCUUUGCACUUUCUCUCUUUUCAACUAGGUUUUUAGAUGUGGAUUCCAAACUACUACUGCUGCAUAUUUAAGUGUUGGUCUUGUAAAUGUGAUUAUUUUCAUAACCAUUUCCAUAUCUUUGUAUCUAAAUGUUACCUUCACAUUUGCCAAGAAGUGGUGCAUGCUCCUUACUUUGUCAUUUAUAUGGUCUUAUGAUGAUAGCCUGCUGUUUAUCAUUACACCUAGGUCUUUUCCUCUUCAGAUGUUUCAGUUGUGUUGUUAUCUAAUUUAUAAUUUGAAACAGUUCUCUUUGAACUUUUGUUUGAUCACAUGACAUAUUUACAUUUAAAGUGUCAUUUACAUUUAAAUCCAUUUGUCAUGUCCUAUUCCAUUCCCUUGAGAAUUUUCUGUAGUUCCUUGCAUGAGGAGUCUUCAUUAUUCAUUUUCUUUUAGAAAUUUGCAUCAUCACUAAACAUGCUCAUGUAAGUCUGUUCCAAUACUAGCAUCUAUAUCACUGACAUUGUAUAGCAAAAACAUGACCGGGACUAACACUGAUUCUUGUAGGACUCCGUCUAUUACUUUUCUCCAGUUUGAGUAUUAUCCAAUUAGUUUUGUUAUCAUUUCUCUUUUGUCCAGAAAAUCUUGUAUUUAUUCCAGUAAAUUUUCCAUGAAUACUGCCUGUGUGUUCAAAUUUCCAUAUUAAUCUAUUGUGUUGUACUCUGUUGAAUGCUUUCUUGAAAUCCAGAUAAAUACUGUCCACCCAUCUAUCUCUGUCUUGUAUAGUUUCUGCUACUCUGUUACUAUAACUUAGAAGAUUUAUUACAUAUGAUCUCCCAUUUCUAAAUUUGAAUUUUCUUUUUGUUUUCCAAGUGGUCUAUACAUUUUUUCUCAUCACUUUUUGUAUUAUUGUACAUGUUUUGCUUACAGAUCUAUAAUUCAGUGGGCACUGUGUUUUCCCUUCUUAUUCAAAGAGAAUAUAUUUGCCCUUUCUGCAUUGUUGGUACUUCAUCUUGAUUUAAGGAUUUAAAUAUUUAAAGAGAGAAUUGUUUACCUAACUCCUUUUUAUCUAGGUUUUUUAAUUCCUUUACGACUUCCUUUUUAUUUAGGUGGUUGCUUUCCUGUUUGUAUGGUGCAUUUUGUGUCCUGUCAUCUAUCAGAAAUAGCAUUUCCCUCACAAAUGCAGAUUGGAGGCUUCUGUUUAAAACUUCACCUAUUUAUUCUUUUACGUAGUUCAUGUCUUCAUCAGCUGUAAUUUGUAUCUUAUCCUUGACUUUGCUUUUGCUUUUUAUGUUGCUGUAGAAGAGUUUUAGGUGGUCAAUGCUCUUUUCAAUAAUGCCUUUUGAUAUAAAUUUUUUGGGCUUUUCUGAUUCUAGAGUAUAAGUUUCUUCCCUGUUUGUUGUCACUUUUUUGUCUUACAGUUCUUUAAUUUUUUUUAAUAUAUCAGCAUAAAAUGCUCUGAUGUCAUCUUUUACUGUGUUUACUUCCAUUACAGUGUCCAUAUUAAGUACCUCACUUCUCCUUUUUGUUAUCUGCUUGUUUUAUUAUUUUAUCAUUGACUUUUCCUGUAGUAUUUUUCGAUAGAAGACUGUUUCUCCACUAAUUUCUUUCAUGUUUCUUUUUGUGGUAUCCACAUCUAAUGACAAAUCAGCAGUAAUAAUUUCUUGCUGAUUUAGUUGUUUCUGUAGUUCUUCACUUUCUUUUCUCAAAGUUUAAUAUUUCUUUUCUCUUGUUCUGAUAAUCUUUUCAGUUCCAAGAACUCUUCUAAUUUAUUUACUUUCUUUUCUAGUCUAGAGAAUUGGUUUUCAUCUAAAAAGUCAAUAAAUACAGAAUCUUUCUUUGGCUUAUCUCCCAUCCCAACUGAGAAUGUCAUUGCUUGUUCAACAUUGGACUGGGUAGUAGACUCAAGUUGCCAGUGGUAGUUACAACUAACUUUUUUCCUCAUAUGAUUUUUAUAUCUCCUUUAAACACAUAUUCUAGAAUACUUGAGACAUUGCAGUGACCAGUACUGUAAAGAUACACUUAGGUAUCUUGUGUUUUUGGAAGCUGUCUACCUGGAAAGACAGACAUGUCUGCCCCUGCCACCAGUGUGUGCCUGUGUGCUACAUUCAUCGAGAGUAAAAUCUUGUAUUUGCAUAUUUAUAUACAUUUGGUGGUGAUUAAUAGAAUAAUUAUUAUCUUCUAUUAUAGGCUUUCAGUGCUGCACUGUUUGCAGGAUAUUCAUUGUAGAUUUCAGAAAUAGAAAUGGCACAAACCUCUUAUUCAAUUAUUUAUUUUUAUCUAUAAAUCACCAUUUCCUUUAUUUAUAUGAAAUAUGAUAUGGAUGAUGGUUAAAAUGAUGAUGGAUGGUAGUUUAUAUGAAGAUAAGUGUUGAAGCUCUGAGAUAGUUAAUAUAUGAGCUUUAGUAAGUAUUCCAUAAGUUAUAUUCUGUCUGUCAGGUCUUGUACACUGUCCACAUGGAAGUGCUAACGUGGCUUGAAGCCACUAUAUCAUAUACUUCGUCUUAUCUUGUGCUAGUCAUUAUUAGCAGGUUACCGAAUUGUACUUGUGUGUAGUCUGUUCAUAAUUUCCUUUACUACUCACAAUUUCCUAUUUAGGAUAGUCCUUCAUUCACCUACUUACUGACACUACUUUCUACAUCAUAAGGUUGAAAAAACUUUAGCCAUUCUUGUAAUUCAGUGGUGCCAGGCUAGACCAGUGCUGUUUGCCUGUUUGCAAUCCUGAGUGUAUUCAAUUGUGUCUUUCUUACAUAUUCUUUUUUAGUUUUAGCCAUGCCAAAUUUUGUUUGGUCUCAUUAUAGUUUGCCUUAACCUAAUCACUUGUGUGUCAUGAAAGUAAACUUGCUUAUAAAAUCUGUUUUCAAAAAUCUAUUUUUUUUGCACUGAUACAUCUAUUUCAAACAGAUUACCACAAGCAAUUAGUCAAAACUGCACUUCUCAUUAUAGAAGUAGUUUUUUCUUAAACAUUCAUUUCACUGAUACUUUGGUAUUCACCAGUCAUCCAAUUGUGCUCACAAAAGACAUUCUUAGAAUGUUACCUUUACAUGCUGUAAUGUUUAAAGUAGUAGCAUUAUGCAGCAGUAUUUACUGUGAAUUUCUUCUUUACUCAGCAAAUUUAUUUUUAAGAAGAUGAAAUGCUUUCAUGCCAUUGAAAAUUCAGUGGCUGUGUAUAGAUGACAUUACUUGUUCCUGCAGUGUUUUCCAUGGGUGGACAUUAUCGCUAUAAUUUAUCAUGAUAACAAUAUCGGAUUAUCGGUUAUCUGAUGAUUAUUUUUCCCAUGUUAGUGAUUCAUCGAUAUCACUGAUACUUUUGGUUCCGAACUAGUGAUAAUUGAUGAUUUUAGUUUUUGGAACAUGAGCAUGUUCAAGUUAUAAACUUUCAAAAUCAAAUGUAGUUAUUUUACUUAAAACAGUACUUUUCAUUAGUGAAGAGAUAAGAUAAACCUUGAAUUUGAAAUUUUUGCUAAGAUUUGUCUAGGUUUUCUAAGAUAAAGAUAAAUAUAUAGAUUUGGAUUUAUCAAUUUUUUGUUUAAAACAUCAGUAUUGUUAUUGGUAGUAUCAGAAUUUUGAAUUUAUCAAUUAAUCGGUUAUCACCUUAUUGGGCAAUAGAUUUAUUGCCAGUUAUCGAUUAGGUUAUCAUUAUCGAUUUCUUGGGUAUUGUGAUAAAUUUUUUUGCUAUUGCUCCCCAGCUAUGGUGUUUUCUUACUUCAAAUGAAAAAAAGAUGUGUUACUGCCUUCAGUUCUUGGAUUCAACUUUGAGCUUGUGUGUGUGGGGCUGGAGGUAGUUGUGUACCAACAUGCUCCACUGUAAAUGGUGUUCGUUACACCUAAAGAUUAUUGUAUUUAGAUGCCUAGUUGUAGCUACCCUCUUUAAGUUAGAUGUCAGACUGCUACACAGACAAAUAGAUAGCUUUUAAGGUACUACCUGUCUGAGGAAGAUGAGUUCAUUUUCUUGUCUUACUGCUUCCCAGAGCUUAGAAAGGGAACCAUGACCACAUAGUAUUCUCUUGUUUGUUGGGCUCCUUUCCUAUCAUUAAUGGCUUAAAUCUUGCAAAUUUAUUUAACUUUAUGCUUAGUGAGUAAUUUUCUAAUGUCAUGAAAUUUGCUUGCCUAGAAAGCAAGCAUACAACCUCUUCAUCAAUACAUUGAGGGAAAGAAAUUCUCUUCAGUUUCUCACUCACACAAAGAUGAUAAUGUGAAGCUCCUUGCCAUACAAAUGAAAUAAUGGAGUACAUAUUUGACAGAUAUGAUUGGUUUCAUGGUUCACAGAUAUGCAGUGCUUGUAGAAUCUAGAAGAUUCUUUAUGUAUAUUUGUAUGCAUAAUGUGAGCUUAGUGUGGGCCUGUCAUAUCACCAAAGCACAAAUUAUAAAUAAAAUUAAGCGUAUAUUGUGAAACACAUACACACGUGCAAAGCUGCCUAUGGUUGUGGCACUUAUUAGGUCAUAUUUUAGAAUUAACAUAGAAAUUCUAAAAAGAUGUACUUUUGUUAAUUUUGAUUGACAAUUUUCAUCCAUUUUGAAUAUUAUGCAGUCAUGUUUUGUAUUUUUUAUAUUUAUGAAAUAUUUUAGGUCAUUCAUGAUGAUCUUGAAAAGUAUAAUAAGGUAUUCAAAUGUUUUCAUAACUCAAAUGAUAGAAAUUAUACAAAUAAACAUUUUAUAUUUUGUUUAAUUUUAAAACUGAAUACUGUAAUACAUUUAAGGUAGAUGGUUAGGGAUUUUUUUUUUUAUAUAGUGGGCACAUUUAUCAGUCCGGUUGAUAUAGAUAGGGAACUCUUUACUACCAUAUGACAAUAUGAUCAUAUCAGUGGACUGGCUUUGGAAGAUAAUGCCAGUGUCAUUUUCACAAAGUUUUAGUCAGAAUAACCCACCAAUUACUCUUCUGUCUUGCCUUUACUUUUUGCUAUUUCAAAAGUGCAUCAUACAUUAUUCUUAAGUUUUCCUGCAUUGUCUUCACUCAGCAGCUGCCAAUAGAAUACUCAUAUCCUGGAGUGCCAGAUUUUAUGAGGCAAAGGAGUAAGCUUUAACAGUGUGCUGUUCAGCACUAUCCCCAAACAUUUCAUGAAUUGCCAGAUGGAACACUCAAAGAGAAAAGCAUGUGCAUCAUUUGAAGUGAUAGACAUUAAACAUACCGUUGCUUGCUUGUGUGCUAAGGCUUACAUUUAUAGAAUUAUAAGCAUUUGUUUUAAGUUGUUUGUUUAUGUAUGCUAUGAAUCUCAACAAUUAUACUGUCCAUAGUUUUUAAGGAAGGAGUUAAAAAUCAAAUUUAUCACACAAAGGGAGCAGUUGUCUGUACCUGUAAAGUACCUACUCUGUUUAUGGCUUUUUUCAAAGUUUCAUUCCACAUUCCUGCUUCUACUUCAUUCCUCCUGUGGUAGGACUACACAGUCUGGCCACACACUUCACUGCUGAGCUGGAAUAAUAAUGAUAAUAAUGUGCAUCAUAAAAGACAAUUGAAUGGAACAGAAUAAAGGAAUGCUAAUCAACCUUCCUAUGUAAUUUUUUUCUUACAAUGAGAUCAUGCUGCUAUCCUUUGAGGAAAAUCACAGUUUAGUACAGUGGUUCUCAACCUGGGGGAAGCGGACACUCUCCACAGGAGGGGCGCAAGCACAGAACAGAAAGGGGGGGAAAAAUAAAAUAAUAAUAAUAAUCAUAAUCAUAAUAAUAAUAGUGUGGGCCAGUACAAUAAUAGCCUAGCCAAGGGCUAUCUAUCUAUCUAUCUAUCUAUCUAUCUGAUUCUAUCUAUCCAUCUAUGGUGGCAUAGUCAGGGAGGAGAUGGAGUGGGUAACAGGGAGGAGAGGGGCCCCAGUUGCAUUGAACCAGCUUUGGGGGGGACCCAGCUUGCAAAAAGUUGAGAAUCCCUGCAUAGACAGACAGAGUUAUGUUGGAUGAAGAAUAUAUGCUAUACUUAUUUACUUAUAAUCUUGAUAAAUGUAGCCUUAAAAACUUAACCAGAAAUAUCCAAACCAUCAGCAAUGAAUAUUUGAAAGGAUGCUAUUAGCUUAACUAUCUAACACAUACUUAUACUUGAUAUUCUUCCUAAAUUGAUAUUCUUCCUAAAGAAGACUUCUUAUACAAGUAAAAAUAUAGAAAAUGUAUCUAUAAUUCUUUCACUCCAGCCCACUCAGUUGCUCCAUGCAGCCCACAAGGAAUAUGAUGGCAGUAUUCUUCCAGCUCUGUCAUGGAGUGUGUUAGGCUUUCUUCUUCCACAUGCUCUUUUAAUUAUGUACCUUUAUAUUUUAAGACAAUUACUCAGUAGUUAUUUUUUUACAUCUAUAUUUUUUUUUUUUUGUAUAAGCAUCUCUGAUUUCUGCUUUUCUAGUUUAGUUCCAAAGAUUCAUCCAGUGUGUAUUGUAAAGAGAUGAGCAAGAAGCAGGUAGGAUGAACAACUGAUUUGUGUAUUUAGAUGAAUUCAUUUUAUUAUGGAAAAAGGUUAUGCUUCAAUAAAACUUUAAGGGAGAUUAGUAUGAAUAAAGCUCUCAACUCGGAA